Molecule: messenger RNA, 2029 nt
Organism: Hypoxylon fragiforme
Lineage: Eukaryota; Fungi; Ascomycota; Sordariomycetes; Xylariales; Hypoxylaceae
Product: CBS-domain-containing protein
Exons: 4
Coding region: 239-1465 (408 amino acids)
Source: RefSeq, a predicted model, not a curated record
CUCUUUUUUUUUAAAAAAAAAGAGAGAGAGAAGAAAAAAAGAAGAAAAAAAGGGUCUCGUACACCGAAACCUUUCAUCGUCCACGCCAGGCACGCCUACUGCAAUAGGUAGCUACAUACCUAUACCUACUUAUUCAAUUAUACGCCUCCGGGGAGACGGGUGUUCCACCAAUAAUCCUUAAUUAUCAGAGCUCCCCCAAGGAAACCCCAAGACAAAAAAAAAGGGGGAAGAAAGAAAGAUGGAUGACCCUUCGAGCUACGAACCUAGUAGUAAUCCGCCGCUAGACGAGGUGCCACAACACGCGCCAGCUGCUGUCGGUGCCGGUGCCGCUGUCGCCGCUACCGCCCCCGCCAUAUCGUCGGAUUUGCACUCGUUCAUACCACCGCUACUUCGACCAGGUCACGAGCUUCCUUUUGUGCAGCCAUCCUCGUAUCUCAGACCCAAACUUCGGACACGCACAGUCCCUGCGCCCACGCCGCCAAUGAGUCCUAUUGACGAAGAGCAGCUGCAAGGCCUGAAAGGUCUGCGCAAUUUUCUCCGAGUUAGAACUAGCUACGAUGUGCUUCCGCUCUCAUUCCGACUUAUCGUGCUGGACAAUGAUCUCUUGAUCAGGAAGAGUCUUGACAUCCUGAUCCAGAAUGGAAUUGUCUCGGCACCUCUCUGGGAUUCGCAGCAAGCCAGAUUCGCGGGGCUUCUCACUGCGACCGACUAUAUCAAUUUAAUACAAUACUACUGCCAGUUUCCCGAACACAUUGAUAAUGUAGAUAAGUUUAGGUUGAGCAGUCUUCGCGACAUCGAAAGGGCAAUUGGCGUCCUUCCGUUAGAAACUGUGUCGGUCCACCCUACGAGACCCCUGUACGAAGCCUGUAGUCGCAUGCUCAAAAGUCGCGCUCGUCGUAUUCCGCUGGUCGACAUUGAUCACGAAACCGAGAGAGAAACAGUUGUGAGCGUCAUCACACAGUAUCGCAUCCUCAAGUUUAUCGCCGUCAACACUGAGCAACACACAAUGCUUCUUAAGCAGACCGUACGAGAGAUAGGGUUAGGGACUUAUAAGGACCUCGCAACCGCUAAGAUGACAGACUCGGUACUCGAGGUAAUCAACUUGAUGGUGGUUCACAACAUUUCCGCCGUCCCGAUUGUUGAUAGGAACAACGUCGUGCUCAACGUGUUUGAGGCCGUAGACGUUAUACCGUGUAUCAAAGGGGGUGUGUACGAAGAGUUGGAGUCAACCGUGGGGGAAGCAUUGUCGAGGAGGCCAGACGACUUCCAAGGCAUCUAUACUUGUCAGGAGGACGACAGGCUUGAUUCCAUCUUUACCACGCUACGACAAUCUCGAGUACACAGGCUAGUAGUCAUCGAUGACAAUUGGCAAUUGAAGGGCAUGAUAUCCCUCUCCGACAUCCUCAGGUACGUCCUAUUCACUGGCGUCACUCCCGACGAAGGUGAAUACUUUCCUCCGCCAUGAAAAGCCAGUGAAAGCUCGGACGACGAUUUUCCUUCUUCUUGAUGAUGAUACAUGAGACCUUGGAAAUGGGAGCAAUGAGGUUAUGGAUUUAAAGGAGGUAAUGAUGGAUGGGCAUUGUAGAGGAGUCUGGCGUUCUCAAGAAUGGGGAGAUUGCAUACGGAUCAGUCUCUAAGCCGACACGGGUUUUCAUACUUUCUCAGUCCUCGCGCGCUGAUAUGAUGGAGUACCUACCUGGUUUAAGGGGGAGGAAAGGAAUUGCAUGGUCUAGAUGGCGGGCUAGGUGGGAGACAAAAUGGUCAGGAUCUACCCGUGGUAACCAUAACACUUGUUUCUCGGAGGCGCAAUAUAUUUCCAGUGUUAACAGAUUAGACAUGUACCAGGUAUUAUAGUAUGUAGGUAUAGAAGUGCUUUCCUCCUCUAACGUGUUGUCUCUGACAUGGUAGCUACCAUUAUAUCUACUAGGUGCCUGUAGUGAGUCUAGUGACUUCUUCAGACUUCCCAUCGUACAUGAUACAUAGUAGUAUUAUGGAAGGAGUGAUGCGGUCAGGAUAUACUAUAAAUACC